Messenger RNA from Blepharisma stoltei, 543 nucleotides. Lineage: Eukaryota; Ciliophora; Heterotrichea; Heterotrichida; Blepharismidae. The record is from the annotation of a GenBank genome assembly.
AUGGAAUCUAACCUUAUUGAGAGUUUGGAAAUUCGAGCCAAAUCACUAUCUGACCACUUGGGAAACUAUAAAAGUCUUCUUUCUCAGCAUGAAAGUGUAUCUUCUACCUACCUCAAACUUCAAAGAGAAUUCGACAAUUUAUUAAUCGGUGGAAUAGACUCCAGCCUUGUCCAAAAAGUCCAAAAUCUCACCCCUCUGCUUGAUGCAUCAGACGUUAAAGGGCUCCUUGUUAAUGCGUUUGUGAGAUCUGAAUUUGUUUUGAAAUACGAAAAUGAGAUAAGGGAGUUGGCGAGGCAAAUGGAAAAAAUUGAAGCACUAAAAAGAUACCUCGACUUUGAUCCUCUGCAUAAUCUCCCAGAAAAAAGAAAAAUUCUGAUCGCAUUAGAAAAAAAAGAAUGCGAGCUCACCCUUCUCUUUGGCCAUAAGGAAAAGCAGUUGAUAUAUUUUCUUGAAGAAUAUGACCAAGUCAUCAAUGGCGUUAAUCAGCAACUAAUUGAGUGGGAAAAUAGGUUAAAUAAAUUAAGUAAGAAAAAAGACAUUUAA